UCCGGGGUGGUUGGUAGCGAUGCUACUAAAGCAAAGCUGUCAGAGUUAUUCCAGUUUUAUUUUUAUCUCUUACCUUUAAUUUAUUAAUUUUCAAUGGAGAAUGGCUUCGUUGACUGUCACUGUCAUAUUUCGGCUCAUGAGUUUGAAGAGGAUUGUGAGGAUGUGAUCCAGAGGACGAGGGAGGCUGGUGUAAAGACUGUGGUUGCAGUUACAGAAGCAGUUGAAGAGUUUGCCCGCGUCCUCCAGCUUCAGGAAAGAUAUCCAGAUCUUGUGGCUCCAUGUUUUGGCAUCCACCCACUGCAGGCUGGCGGCGGGCCUCAGCAGCGCAGUGUGAAACCUCAGGAUCUGGACGCGGCCGUUCCACAGUUCUAUAACCACAGAGAACGCCUCGUUGCUGUUGGAGAGGUUGGUUUGGACUUCACGCCCUGGUGCGCCCCCGCUCAGCAGGACCGGGACGACCAAAUGAGCGUCUUCAUUAAGCAGCUCAGCAUCGCCAAGGAGCUGGACUUACCUGUGAACGUGCACUCCCGAUCAGCUGCUGCGGUCACGAUUGAGACCAUGAGAGGACAAGGCGUCAGCCGAGCUCUGCUUCAUAACUUUGCGGGAAAGCCAUCGGUCGCUCUGGAAGGUGUGAAGGCGGGUUACCUCUUCUCUUUUCCCCCUGCUGUCUGCAGGAGCCGGCAGAGAGACAAGUUAAUCAAGCAGAUCCCGCUGGAACACAUCUGUCUUGAAACCGACUCUCCUGCUCUGGGGAUUGAGAAGCAUGUGAGGAACGAGCCCAGAAACAUCGUUCUGCCCUGCCGCUACAUCGCUGACAUCAAAGGUGUUUCCUCAGAAACUGUUCAGCUCGUCACGGCACAAAAUGCAUACAGACUCUUCCCCAAAGCUAAAACAUGCUAACACACACACACACACACACACACACACCAGGGGAAGCAUAACCCAGCUCAUGACUGUCUGUGCUUUGGUAUUUUACUCAGCCUCAGAUGCUCAAUGUAACAUGAAUGUAAACAUGUCAGAUUUUAAGCUCAUAAUGGAUACACGGUAAUGUUUGAAUAGCAGCACAUUUAAAAAGUCAUUUCAAGUCAGUCCUUGUUGCACAAGCACAAGAUGAACCAAGUCUUGCAGAAACUGUAAAUAAUUGUUGAGUCGCUCUGGACUAAAGUUUUUGACGGAUGGGUGAAAAUUAAUUUAAACUCAGUCUUUCAUUUCAGUAUUACCAAUAACAAGUCUUUUUAAGACCUUGAGCUCAUGCAUCAUGAUCUCCAGCAUAUUCUGGGUAUUGCAUUAUGUCAGAUACACUUCAUCGGUCCUGGAAAUAAAACACUGAAAGCUGCGACACGUUUGGGUCUCAGAUUUAUGUGCAGCAGCAGCUCAGGUCGUCUUCUCAGGCUGCAGCUGUUUACACCAGGUGAGUUUUAUCUGAAAGAGAGGAGACGUGGCUGACAGGAGUCAAACACCAUUUUAGAGAAAAUCAAAUAAUACAGUGAUAUGGAAUCAUUUUACUUCACUGACCACAUCAUGAGUUUAAUCUCGACUGCAGCAGGAAAACCUCUGCAUGAAAAUUUUGCCCAAACUUUAUAAUAAUAUGUCUGUUUUUCCACGUUUAGUCUGUUGGGGCUCAGAAACAUCUGCAUGGCUCCUUAAGCAUCUUACUGAGGUGUUACAGCAGAUCCUGGGUGAACUCUUUCAGGCUGUGAAACUGGCCGUGAUUCUGCCGCAUGUUAUAUUUUAAUUUGUUAUAAACCAGGUAACCUGUAGGGUUAGGACCCCAGUGUGAUGUCAUGUGCAAGAGCAGCUUCAAACGCUCCUUCAUCACUGAGGUUUCACUUUUCCACAGAUUGCAUUAACAGAAAAAGCCAGCACAGGUCAUAUGAAGGCAAUAAAUAAAUUGCAUCCUUCAUAAACUCAAUAACUUUGGAAUGGGAUCCUUGAGCCCUUCAGAGCUUAAUUACCCAGAUAUUAAAAUAUUAUUUGGGGCACAUACACUUUCUCGUGUGUAUAUCGGAUCUACAGGAAUAUUUCUGUAAAAUCAUCAAUCCAGCUUUCUUACAGCUCUCCUCGAAGUGUCUUCUCUCCGGGAGAUUGUCCGGGGGA
Archocentrus centrarchus (flier cichlid) is the source of this 2097-nucleotide messenger RNA. RefSeq names its product TatD DNase domain containing 3 (gene tatdn3). Gene Ontology annotation, molecular function: hydrolase activity, acting on ester bonds. Lineage: Eukaryota; Metazoa; Chordata; Actinopteri; Cichliformes; Cichlidae. The record is from RefSeq and is a predicted model, not a curated record. The coding region runs from base 94 to 900 and encodes 268 amino acids. The transcript is spliced from 11 exons.